Molecule: messenger RNA, 1994 nt
Organism: Pelmatolapia mariae (spotted tilapia)
Lineage: Eukaryota; Metazoa; Chordata; Actinopteri; Cichliformes; Cichlidae
Gene: arv1
Product: ARV1 homolog, fatty acid homeostasis modulator
Exons: 5
Coding region: 40-759 (239 amino acids)
Biological process (GO): sterol metabolic process; sphingolipid metabolic process; intracellular sterol transport
Cellular component (GO): Golgi apparatus; cortical endoplasmic reticulum
Source: RefSeq, a predicted model, not a curated record
GGUACUAGCAUGCUACUCGUAGCUGUGUACAGAUGAAAGAUGGGAAAAGAUGAUUUUAGAUGUAUUGAAUGUAACGAAAAAGCAGCGGAACUCCACAGGGAUUACAGCAACGGGAUCCUGAAGAUAACAAUAUGUGAGUCCUGCCAGAAGCCAGUGGACAAGUACAUUGAAUAUGACCCAGUCAUCAUCCUCAUCGAUGCCAUUUUGUGCAAGACACAGGCUUUCAGGCACAUUCUGUUCAACACAAGACUAAAUAUCCACUGGAAGCUGUGUGUGUUUUGCCUGCUGUGUGAGGCCUACCUCAGGUGGUCCAUGCUCCAUGGCUCCGAGCAGAGCAGUGACCCUGCUGAUAUAAUCAGAUACACAAAGGAAUGGGAAUUCUACGGCAUGUUUGGAUUGGCUGCUCUUGAGCUGUCAGCGUUCUGUGGCGGACUGCUGUGUUUCCUUUGGGUGGUGGUCUGCUGCCUGCAGGGUGAGACCAUGGAGCUCUGCCUGCUCCUCAGAGCCCUGCUGUUGUCGUGCUACGGCAAAGUCCUCCUCAUCCCCGCUGUCAUCUGGGAGCACGAUUACUCCCCGCUCUGCCUGGGCCUCAUCAAACUCUUUGUGCUCACCUCAAAUUCACAGGCGAUCAGAGUGAUCCUGAACAGCAGGAGACGUCUGUCGCUGAUGGCCGUUUGUGUAGGCCUGCUGUCUGAGACCUGCGUGGCUCAAGCUUGUAAGAAGCUUUCAUGGAGCAUCCAGGACAUGUUGACAUUUUAAUGAGAUGGAAGUGUCACCUGUCUCAGGGAGGAAUGAGUGACCAACAUCAUGGACUUUCUACACAUGGGAUUCAAGAGGGGAAAUGUUGAAAGCUGAAUUCUUCAAGUUCCUUUCAACUGUUUUGCUUUUGCUGGCUAGUAAUGCCAGCCAUGUGUUUUGUGUUUAUUUAAAGGUAUGAAACACAUCUCCUCCUGUGUGCUAGAAACCUGACUGACACUGCAUGUCAAAAAAAGGCCAGAUCCGUGUUGAGUUUAUGUGAUACAACAUGAGAGACUGAGAAUUUGUGCUCUCCGUAGAGGCAAAGAGACAUCUUCAUACAGGAGGAAUGUUUUCAUUUGGUUUUAAUAUGGAUAACCUGGGGUUCAUCAUGCAAAAAAAAGUCACCGAGGGAGACAAAUGUCACUCAGACAUCUCCUGAUCCAAGCUCCUGUUAAACAUGCUCCAGUUCCUGAGCCACUCUUGAGGAAUGACACAAACACAGACCCCGAGGUUGUAAUUUGACAACAGCUACUUCUCUGUUUGGGCACGCAGCAGUCCUCACAUUCCUGAGCUAAUUGGUGAACUGUUUGCCAAAAUUAAACUAAACACACAUAUGGGAGUGUACAGGACCAGGGUGUGAGGUGAAACAGAAAUAAGUACAUAUAUUGAUUGAUUUUUUUCUAAAUGACUUUGCAGGUAUUUAUUGCAGCGUUGCUGAUGAGAGAACUGCUCAUGUAGUUCCAACCAAGAUCCAGUAUUUUGUUUUGAUGACGUUAUUGGGAUUUUUGUCAUAAUUGACUAGUAUAGCAAAUAUUUUUAAUGGUGUUUUUUAAAUGACAAUAUUGAAAAUGUCUUUCAUGUGUUCAGAGCCUACUAUGAUGUGAGUGAUCUGAUCAACACUCCAAUGUCCCCAAGUAAUCAUUUAGAAACAAUACUAGAAGCGAAUCUUACACUUUUGUGAGGACAGAGCCGGUGAAAUAGCAUUUUAAAAUAUGUGUCAUUAAAUUUAAAUGCACAAUGUUUGAAUCAUGUGGCUUCGACGCACAGAAUGUGAAAUCCUCAAAGAUCAAGCUGCAGGAGAUCGCUGCUAUCACAUGUGUGAUGUGAAAUGAUGAUAAAAACAUGUUGACCAGCUGCAGUUGGAACGCUCCACAAAACCUCCGCCUACUGUCGCUGGAAUGUGUCUGGAAAUAAACACAGACACAUUCCAGACACAUUGUGUGUUCUGUUGUUAAAUCAAUAAAACAAACUCUGAA